UUUCGUAGUCUUCUCCAAAAUCCAACCAAAGUCUCUUGCAUCCCGCGAAACGCGGAACCAAGAAAUCCCCAUCUCGAAACGUUUCAAACUCUCCAUUUUUUCUCAGAUCAGUCUACAAUUAAACACAGAGGAGAUCCCUGUUUAUUGUGUUUUGGAAUUAGAUCUAAGCAAUGGCGAGGGGUAGAUCGUCGUCGUCGUCAAGCAAAUGGAGGUACUGUAAUCCAUCGUAUUAUCUCAAAAGACCGAAACGCUUAGCUUUGCUUUUCAUUGUCUUUGUUUGCGCCUCUUUCUUCGUCUGGGAUCGUCAGACUCUCGUAAGAGAACACGAGGUGGAGAUUUUGAAAUUAAAUGGGGAAGUGAAUCAGCUAAAAACUAUGUUGGAAGGGUUAAAGAGUGGUGGUGGAGAUGAUGGUAAGUUGAUUAGUGAGAAAAAGGAUGUGCCUGACGAACCCAUUGAUGUUGAGAGAAGACAGAAAGUGAAAGAAGCUAUGAUCCAUGCAUGGAGUUCUUAUGAGAAGUAUGCGUGGGGCCACGACGAGCUUCAACCGCAGUCGAAGAAAGGUAUUGACAGCUUUGGUGGUCUUGGAGCAACUCUAAUAGAUGCUCUUGAUACUCUAUAUAUUAUGGGUUUAGAUGAGCAGUUCCAAAGAGCUAGAGAGUGGGUUGCGAACUCAUUGGAUUUUAACAAGGAUUAUGAUGCUAGCGUGUUUGAGACAACCAUAAGAGUUGUAGGUGGACUGCUUAGUGCAUAUGAUCUUUCAGGGGACAAAGUUUUUCUUGAAAAGGCCAGGGACAUUGCUGACAGAUUGCUGCCUGCAUGGAAUACGCCUACUGGGAUUCCUUACAACACCAUUAACUUGGUACAUGGAAAUGCUCAUAACCCAGGAUGGACUGGUGGUGACAGUAUUCUUGCCGAUUCUGGCACAGAGCAGCUUGAAUUCAUUGCUCUUUCUCAUAGGACAGGAGACCCGAAGUAUCAGCAGAAGGCAGAGAAUGUUAUAGCAGAGCUUAAUAAAACUUUCCCUGACGAUGGUUUGCUUCCAAUCUAUAUUAGUCCUGAUAGAGGAAUUGGAUCAUACUCGACCAUAACUUUUGGGGCAAUGGGUGACAGCUUUUAUGAAUAUUUGCUCAAAGUUUGGAUUCAAGGGAACAAAACUUCAGCUGUGAGAAAUUAUAGAGAAAUGUGGGAGAAAUCAAUGAAAGGUCUCUUAAGCUUGGUUCGGAAGACGACACCAUCAUCUUUCACAUACCUUUGUGAGAAGAAUGGAGACUCACUGUCAGACAAGAUGGAUGAAUUAGCAUGCUUUGCUCCAGGAAUGCUGGCUUUAGGAUCAUCUGGUUAUGGGCCUGACGAGUCUCAGAAAAUCUUCACACUUGCUGAAGAGCUUGCUUGGACUUGCUACAACUUCUACCAAUCAACACCUACAAAAUUGGCUGGGGAGAAUUAUUUUUUUCGUCCUGGGGAGGACAUGAGUGUUGGUACAUCUUGGAACAUAUUGAGACCAGAAACUGUUGAAUCGCUCUUUUACCUGUGGCGUUUUACGGGCAACAGGACUUAUCGAGAGUGGGGUUGGAAUAUAUUCCAAGCAUUUGAAAAGAACUCACGUAUUGAAACAGGCUAUGUUGGACUAAAGGAUGUUAAUACUGGAGUCAAAGACAAUAUGAUGCAAAGUUUCUUUCUGGCCGAGACUCUUAAGUAUCUUUAUCUUCUUUUCUCUCCAUCUUCAGUCAUCUCACUAGAUGAGUGGGUUUUCAACACAGAAGCCCACCCUCUAAAAAUCGUCACACGACAUGAUGGAGAACAUGUUGGACAAUCAAAAAAUAGCCAAACAAGGACACUUGGCAGGAAAGAAGGUCAUUUUGGUUGAUCAUUAAGAUUCAUUGCUGUCCAUGUUCUUCGAUGAAUCCACUCAAUGAUUUGAGGCUUCCAUCUGAUGACAAAACGGAAGAGUUCGUAAUUAUCAAAAUUAGAUUGCAGUGCCCCAUGGAGUGCUGUUCACAUUAGAAAAUAAAGUGGUUCCACAGCUUUUCUCCAUUUCAGGCUGGUAGAAAUGUUGUAUUUUAUGGCGAGGAUGAACACAAUGUUGGGUGUAACAUAGAAAAUAGUUUACUGCUUACUGAUAUUAUUAUUUUAUAGAAAAAACUUUUUUUCUCA
Populus nigra (black poplar) is the source of this 2155-nucleotide messenger RNA. RefSeq names its product mannosyl-oligosaccharide 1,2-alpha-mannosidase MNS1-like. The record is from RefSeq and is a predicted model, not a curated record. The transcript is spliced from 14 exons. Gene Ontology annotation, cellular component: endoplasmic reticulum; Golgi membrane. Gene Ontology annotation, biological process: carbohydrate metabolic process; N-glycan processing. Bases 171 to 1868 code for a protein of 565 amino acids. Gene Ontology annotation, molecular function: mannosyl-oligosaccharide 1,2-alpha-mannosidase activity; calcium ion binding. Lineage: Eukaryota; Viridiplantae; Streptophyta; Magnoliopsida; Malpighiales; Salicaceae.